Doryrhamphus excisus (bluestripe pipefish) is the source of this 1732-nucleotide messenger RNA. RefSeq names its product proteasome (prosome, macropain) assembly chaperone 4 (gene psmg4). Gene Ontology annotation, biological process: proteasome assembly. Lineage: Eukaryota; Metazoa; Chordata; Actinopteri; Syngnathiformes; Syngnathidae. The record is from RefSeq and is a predicted model, not a curated record.
GACAAAGCACGAUGAGAACCGGAUACGUCGAUUGCUUUGGCCUGCUUCUCCGCUCCUAACCCGGAAGUUGUUUUUCCAAUCUCCAAAUUGCGUUGCCAGCCUUCGCAAAUAAACGUUUGCAGAAAAUGAAUGAAGUAGGCAACGGUGAGAUGUUGGGUGCCAUUUCAGUUCACAAUUUUUCGGAGAGAAUUUUGGAGCAGACCGUACAUUUUCACGUCAUGAAGCUCAGUGGCGGAUUUUUUCUUUGGGUUGGCUCGAGUCCACUUCUGUCCAACUUGGCGGUUUCAAUGAGCAGCAGAUACGAUUCGAUGCCAUUAUCGACAUUAGUGAUGGGGGAUCCUUCGGAUACUAUGCCAAAUUCCUUGGCACAGAGAUUAGCAAAGAAGACCAAAAAGCAAGUGUUUGUGAGUUACAGUCUCCCUGCGGCAGACUCCAGCCUCUCUCUGCUUGUGGAAAACCGAAUCAAAAAGGAGCUUGAGCUUCACCCAGAUAAAUUCUGAUCCUUUAGUGAACUUUUCUUGUUGCAAUGACAUCCACCACACACGGUCAUAGUCAUGUCCAUUUUUUUUUAUUGACACAAUAAAUUAAGUGAUUUUACUAUCAAAAUGUGUAGGCCUAUGGCUUUUGUACAAAUGCAUCAUUAAAAAAGAACACUUAGAAAACGGUAUAAGUGGCUGAGAUUUUUUUUUUCCAUUGAAAACUUACAAACUAGCAAGUCGUACAGGUGGGUUAAAAUAUAAGAGUAUAUGCUGAAGGAAGAUGGUGGACCCUAAAACUGUCACUAGUAGGACAAAAUGUUUGCUGUUACUAUGUAAUGCUUAAAUAUCUAACUGUACGGCAAAUGUUUCUCACAUUAUCAUUACAAGGUACAUUGAUACACCUGUUUGCAGUCCUAAGGAAUAUUUGUAUGAAUGAACACUAAUAACAGUGAGCCAAAAUUUAGGCAGACUGGUCUAUUCUAAUCACAAAAAUUGUGCUUUCUGGCUAGAGUUAUCAAAGGAGCUGGAUUACAUCAUUACCACAGUACAAAGAACACAGAUGUGGAGUGGGAUAUUUGCUAGAGAGAGAUCAUUCAGACAGUGUGAAAAAAAAAUUAAAUACUGCUUUUCCAAAACGCCAUUCAAAAUGUUGAGAUGCAUCAUAAGACAUAGAGAAGAUAAUUUCAAUGUCCGCUCAACUCUCAGGUUUAGGUUAGCAUUACCAGCAGUCUCUAACAGCUACACAUAACGUGUGCAUCAAGGUCUCCGGUUGUUCAUCAUUGCACACAACCAUCAUAUACCCUCACCAACAGCUGUAAUGCUUACUUUAAAAAAAUCAGUGUCUACAUUGUCACCCCCCCAAGGAGGAUAAAGUGCCACUGUGGACCACAAAUAACAAGAAAAAAACUUUGUGCCCAUUCAUGCAAAACAGUGGUAGUGGUUAAGCCAAUCCCUGUGUCUCCAGUUUGUUGGCUGAGGAACACAAACACUUAAUAAUAGUGUCCCCUGACUUUUAGUGCAAAAUAAAGAACCAGAGAAGGUAAAUUCUGUAGAAAUUGUAUGCUGAAGCUGAGUCCAAAGGCUGUGUGGAAAAGGUGGGAAUUUUUGGCAUGUGAGAAAUUGUUGGCCUGGGAUGAUUUCAGAAAUGUGGGGAAAAAUGUGAUUUUUUUUGGCCCAGAACAACCUUGGAAUUACAGGAAUGAGGAACCCUGAAUAGGCUGACGGUUUUGAUGUUGGAAUACUGUCGUGUGAAU